Ectocarpus sp. CCAP 1310/34 is the source of this 3500-nucleotide messenger RNA. NCBI's taxonomy places the organism in Eukaryota, Phaeophyceae, Ectocarpales, Ectocarpaceae. The record is from the annotation of a GenBank genome assembly.
UAGGAGGUGCAGGCGGCAAACAGAGCAAACGCGAUACCGGCCCGUCGACGACUCUCUUUAAGAUGGCUUUCUCUUCGAUCCUCUCGAUAGCCUUAGUCCUGACCCCCGGGUCGGAGGCCUUCCUGUCCGCUCGCGGAGCCAUGCCGCUCGCCUCCUCGAGGGCGGUUGCAUCACCUGCUGCCUUCCGCAGCACGUCUUUGGCACCGCGACAGCAGUGCAACACCAAGAGCUCCAAGAUGUCAACUGCCGCAGCUCCCAAAGUUGCCGGUGGUAGCACAGCAGCGCCAGUCCCAGCUGCGGCAAGUGCUCCCUCGGUAAAGCCUCCCCCGCAGAUGUACCAGAACGCUGUCGACAUUGGGCAGAAGAAAGCGUCGGGGUCAGUAGCGAAACUGUUCCUCAUGGGCAUAAUUUCGGGCUGCCACAUUGGCUUUGGCGCGUUGCUGGCAGUGUCAAUCGGAGGAAACUGCCCAGGACUUCUAGCUACGAACCCGGGACUGCAGAAGAUUAUUUUCGGGGCAUUUGGUCUGCCGUUUGGGCUUUUCAUGACUGUCGUUGGAGGUGGCGAGUUGUUCACGGGCAACACUGCCGUGGUGACUGCGGCCGUUAUCGAGGGCAAGGCUUCCAUCGGCGGUUUGCUGAAGAAUUGGGUUUGCUCCUACCUCGGCAACUUCGUCGGGUCGCUCUUGCUCGUGUUUUUGGCUGUACAAGGUGGGGUAGUUGUCAACCCGGGAUCUGCGAUGGGUAUUGCUACGGCCAAGACGUCUCUCACCUUUGUGCAGGCGUUCGCUAGGGGGAUACUGUGCAACUGGCUCGUCUGCAUGGCUGUGUGGAUGUCGGUCAGCGCCAGCGAUGCUGCCGGGAAGUUCUUCGCCAUUUUCCUACCGAUCUCGGCGUUUGUCGCUUUGGGACUUGACCACAGCGUUGCCAACAUGUUCUUGAUCCCUCUCGGGAUGGCGCUCGGUGCUGGUGUAACUUGGUCGCAGUUCCUUUUGGCCAACUUGCUCCCGGUGACCUUGGGAAACAUCGUCGGAGGCGCUGUUGCCGUGUGCGGGCUGUACUCGGGUGCUUUCGGGUCGCUUUUUGGCAAGAAGUAAAAAUCUUGGUUUUAUUCUCCCUGCUGCCAAUUCGUUGGCGACAAGACACACUUGCAAGGACGACAUGAUGAUUCCCAGUCUCGGGGCGAUAUGUCAGCGUGAAAGAUGUUAUUUAGUACCGACACUCGAGAUGUCAAUUAUUGUACCGUCACCACCUUCCUCGGUCAGCACGCUGGAUUCGGUAUUUUACGACGUGCGAAAAACACUUGUCGGCACCGUUUACUACCUUGCCGUUGCUCGCGAAGCGACAUGAAGGAUGUCUGUUGGGUGAGGAUUUUUCGAGCGUGCUUCAAGUGGUUGGUUUGCGGUAGCGGCGAGGUAUGCGCAAAAUUGAGCACUGGCCGCAGCUCAGGUUCCGAGUAUUACCUGGUCAUGAUGCAUGGAACGUCCACCGCUACAACCGCGUCCAAUGUUUCUUCCCAGCGUGGCAGUUCGCUUAUAUAAUUAGCUCCUUCACAACUAGGAUAGGAUAGGGCUGCUCUCAUCUCGCGAGCGCUUCUAACUCGUCUUUGUUUAUAUCUUCUCGGACGUUCCUGUAAGUAUGUUAUGAAUGCGGGUGUGCUUUGUGAUUGUCUUUGUGCUUCAGAUGUCUCCCAAAUGGAUUUUCCAUCGUCCGCCUUUCGUACGUUGUGCGUGCGCCGUGGCAUUUGCUUUUCCCGCUCCUGUUGGCAGCAUUUGCGCCGCUUUCAGAGGUGGUGUCUCCUGGCUCCAGGCUUCUUUGCUCCAAUUUUAGUUAAUUUUUCCGUUGUUCAUGGCGGCCAGCCUGACUGUCUGCGAUUCUUGGUUGUUGGCGGUCGAGAAUGUUGACGCGUUAAAAGGUGCCGGCCGGCACGACCGUAGACCAUGCGCACACGUGAAAAAAUUAGACCCACACCAGUGAGGGAACAGACCCAUGAUGAGUGACACACAAGAAUUUCGCGCUUUGAGUUUCUCGCUGGCGUGCUCCUCAAGUUGUGCUGUGGACUGCUUGCCGACCACCUUUCCUGUUCUGACGUUGCGGUAAUGCUUCGACCGUAUCACUUGCGUGACCUUGGGUACACUCUCCACCACACCACACAAACAGCAUAUGUGUUCUUAGGACCGCACGAAAACCCCUCAAAUGCUUCAGAGCUUCAAGGAGGGCCCAUCAACUGCCGAUGAGGACGACGAACCAGUAGCCUGUGCCGCGCUCGCAGUGGGAGGUCGGCGUAGUCGGACUCUCCGGCGGAGGUGUGGCGGUGAUUGGCGUUUUGUGCCCGACCGAACGCUGUAGUCACCAGUGGCUACGGUGCUUUCAAGCCUCCAUUUUCAUGACAAAAUAUCGUGUUAAAUUAUCCUGCGGCUACGUGGUGCUGCUCAACACAAUUUCUUUACAACGCUACCUUUUGCCACCUACUCAGCCAGGCUACAACAUCGGGCAACACACAACAUAAGAGCCCACCAAGCUCUCCUACACCGUUACUUGUGUUCUCGUUCUCUUGCUUUGGAUCCGAUCUAUGUUAUGUUACGUUGUGGCGACACACCAACAGCCGACACGCGUUUGGUCUCCCUUUUUUCUCCGUAAGACUUAGGUAGCUAGGGUACGCACGUGCCCUCUUCUACGAAUCAUCUCACAAAGCAAUCCUCAUUUGUACACACAAAACGGAUACAUAUCGUACGGUAUAGACUAUACACGCCAACCCUACCCGUCUGCAAGCCAGGCGAGGUAUUACUACUCGCGCAAACUAUUGUUUUUAGGGUGCGUCCAUUCACGACUCUCCACACUGAAUGAGGCACCCGACUGGUGCGCCCCUCUCUACAAAUGUAAUGUAAAUAAUAACCGUACGGCGGAGCCCCUCCCGAUAGAACUGGCGUGGCCUUCUCGUGUUGCUUGCAGGACUCAUGGGGAGUUCUUGUGCUGCUCUACAAGCGGGGGAAAAACCAAAGAAUCAAGCCUACCUCUGGCCAUCUCUGAAUGUCAAAAUUCGUCACAAUCUAACGGUGGCUGCCUCAGAAACGGGGCAAACCCUCACUUAUUUUCAUACCACCCUCCACCCGAACACCCCCCGAACCGACCACACUAAGUGACUCAUCUUAAGCGCGCAUCCCAGUAUAACAAACCUACAAGAAAGAAAAAAAACGCGACGGAACUGCACAAAGCAACCCACGGUUGCCAACAAAACUCACCACCCGCCGAUCGGCGAGGCUGACCAGCACGAACUACAACCUCAAAUCUAGAUUUCUUUCGCAAGUCGGUGGCUUCAGGCGCGUCAAACAGACGUCUGCCUUCCGCCUUUGUCCUACGCUAUGCUCCCAGCCGUGUACAAGCAUUCGGAGCACCCAUUGGCAAAGGGAUGCUGGCCAUCCACUUUCCCUGCUAUUCCUACACACUGACUGACCCUGUGUCUUUAGCCUACAUGUCUCUCUCCCUUCUCCGUCAUCGCCCCC